AUGGAAAACAAUAUCGCUGACAGACACUUGUUUCUGAAUGACGGAUCUAUCGUCCAGAGAUCCGAUUACAGUCUUAAUACCCUGGGCGUGGAAUUCGGCGGCCGUGGAUUCCCGGCGAGUCAAGGUUGUUACAUGGUAAUUUCUUUGCAAGAGGAAUUCCAAUAUCUGGCCGCCAAUAUAGCUUGGACCAAGGAGGAAAACAGAUUUCUCAGAUAUUAUUAUGAUAGUCGUUGGAUCGGGUUGUUUAGCAACUUAUCAUUUGACACCGCUGCUACGUAA
Schizosaccharomyces osmophilus is the source of this 279-nucleotide messenger RNA. RefSeq lists its product as uncharacterized. The transcript has 2 exons. The record is from RefSeq and is a predicted model, not a curated record. Lineage: Eukaryota; Fungi; Ascomycota; Schizosaccharomycetes; Schizosaccharomycetales; Schizosaccharomycetaceae. Bases 1 to 279 code for a protein of 92 amino acids.